Molecule: messenger RNA, 1641 nt
Organism: Alligator sinensis (Chinese alligator)
Lineage: Eukaryota; Metazoa; Chordata; Crocodylia; Alligatoridae
Gene: PERP
Product: PERP, TP53 apoptosis effector
Exons: 3
Coding region: 93-662 (189 amino acids)
Biological process (GO): cell-cell adhesion
Cellular component (GO): membrane; cell-cell junction
Source: RefSeq, a predicted model, not a curated record
CUGCAGUGAAGCCUCCUUACACCACCACUGCCUGUUGAAUCAGGAGGAAUUCUUGCCCAUUGUCUUCUGGAGACCCUGACUGCUCGGUGAAGAUGGUGUCAUGCCAGUGCAGUCUUGCUUGCUGGAGAUGCAGGUGGCUCCUGCCCCUUAUCCUUGGCUUAGCGAUCAUCAUGGGCAUCAUUGCGCUGUCUGGCAGGGGCUGGCUGGAGUCGGAGCCUGUGUCAGGAUCUGAGCGUCACCAAGCAUCUUUGUGGGAGAACUGUGUUCAGCAGCCAGGUGAUCCUAACUGGAACUGCGAGUCCCUCAUGGACUACACCUGGGGAAGAGCUGCCGCUGCUACAUACCUAGUUGGCUUUGUGAUCCUGGUCAUCUGUUUUGCCCUUGCAAUCAUAGCCUUCUCUGUCGAUAUACUUCGUUUUAACUUUGUGCGAGGAAUUGGAGGAUUGCUCUUUGUUGUUGCUGCAUUCCAGAUUAUUGGAUUGGUUAUCUAUCCUGUGAUGUUCAUAAACACCUUUCAAAAUCUGACUGGAUUUAACGUGUUCAGCUGGGCCUACGGUUUUGGUUGGGCUAGCACUAUAGUUGUAAUUGGCUGUGCUUUCUUCUUCUGCUGCCUGCCCAACUGGGAAGAUGAGGUCCUUGGUAACAUCAAACCUAUGUAUUAGUAACCUUCUCCAGAGAGCAGUUGAACAGCAUAUUGUGUACCCUGAAAGAAUAAAUUCAAGUAUAAGCGCAUAAAAAAUUAUGGUAGGAGAGCUUUUUUUCUGUUAUUUUUUUUUAAGUUGGGCGUUAGAGGCUGAAAAAGACCAUUUUAUUUUUCAAAUGAAUUUUGAACCUGCACAGUACUGAGUUAGUCAAAAUGUAUGGCAGAUUUCAGCAAAUAUUUUUGGUCAGAGAAUGUUUGUAUUUCAUACCCAUGUGUGAUACAAAUAUGUUUGGAUUAGUCCAUUUGUUGCUUCCCUCUAAACACGCAAAUUCUCACUAACAGCAUAACAAACAUUGCAUCUUUAUUUAGACAUCCAUUUACAAAAAGGAUUUUAGCCUUAAGUUACAAGGGGAGGGUGAAGAGGAAUAUAUUGCAAACUUGAAUAGUCCUUUUGGAGACCUCAAGUGGCACUCGUGUGGUUAUGCACAUUUCUCAUUGAUAAGAGAGAAUGUAAAAACACUCCGAAGAGUGUGCUUUCCAUCCAACAUAACUAGUCCUAAAGAAGUAUGUUUAUUGUUUGAGUCCACUGAAAUUCAAGACUUCUGAGAUUGGCCAAUACCAGGGGUGAGAAGAUAAUCUUAUACUGAUUUAAAAAUCUGAAAGUCUAAAAAAUUUAAGUUGGGUGGAAUGCUCCCCAAAGGUAGACAGCAAACAUCUACAUAUACAGCUGGCAUUCAUUUUUGAAGACUGCAAUUCUUGCAUGCGCUGAAGUGCUGAGUAGCUUAACACAGAUAUUUUUAAAAGAGAACAAGCACCAAUCUUUGUACCAUUAUAAUGUAUUUUGUUGUAUUUUAGAGAUGUUAGUUCAGACGAUAUUUUAGAGUUGUAUUUUUUUAUUGAAUAUUUUUCAUUUCCUUCAACCUUUAAAAAACACAUUGCUGUAGCUAUGAUACAAGCUUUGGGGAAAGUUGGAAUAAAACUGAAAAGUUUUAAAAAGC